Molecule: messenger RNA, 615 nt
Organism: Vigna radiata var. radiata (mung bean)
Lineage: Eukaryota; Viridiplantae; Streptophyta; Magnoliopsida; Fabales; Fabaceae
Exons: 3
Coding region: 1-615 (204 amino acids)
Source: RefSeq, a predicted model, not a curated record
AUGGUCAAUGUGCUUUUCCAGUGGAGGCCCAAGAAGAUGAUAAUUAUAUGGGCAAUCAAUUCCAAUUUUGCCAAGGUCGGCCAAUUGGCCAAGAAGAUGGAAGAUAAAGCUGAAAAUCAAUUUAGGGCUAAUACUGAGGUUAACCCUAAAGAAGAAUGUAAAGCUAUUGAUAAUUGCAGGGUUAUUUUGAAGAAAGCACUUCCUUCGAAAGUUGAAGAUCCAAGAAGCUUUACUAUUCCUUGCAUCAUUAGGAAAGUUAAAAUAGAGAAAUCCCUAAUUGAUUUAGGGUCCAGCAUUAAUUUGAUGCCCCUAUUUAUGCUUAAAAGGAUUGGUGGUCUUGAAGUUAAGCCGACGAAGGAGAAUUUUCAAAUAGCGGAUGGAUCUACUAAGAAACCCUAUGAUGUAGCGGAAGAUGUCAGGGUUCGAAUAGAUAAACUUGAAUUCUUGGUUGACUUUGUGGUGAUGGAGAUGGAGGAAGAUGAGAAUAUCCCGAUUAUUCUUGGAAUGCCAUUCAUGAAAACGGCCAAGGUAAGCAUCAAUGUGGAUGAAGGGACGAUAGCGCUUAAAGACCAAGAAGAGAAGGUGAUCUUUAAUGUCUUCAAUGUUGAGCAGUAG